AUGGCAAAAAGAGAUCAAGCUCAUAAAAUCGCGCGAGAGACGGGUGCUCUUGUGGAUUGGCAGUAUUAUCGGGACUGUCUUAAUGACGUUAAGAGGGUAUUACGCGAGGCGGAGAAGGAGUAUGUCCAGAAUGAGGUUAAAAAGAAUCAGAGCUCUAGUGAACAGUGGAUGGUGAUACGGAAUUGCAUACCAACUAGGGAGAAGGAGCGCCCAGCUUAUUCUAGGGAUAUGAAAGAACUUGCGACGGAAUUCAAUGAAUUCUUUACGGAGGUGGGAGUACGUGUCGCAGAGGAAGCCAAAAGACUCGCAUCAGUCAAUGGUCUAACUACUUCACAUCAGGGACUCCCUGUCAGUUUUAUACCCGAAGAAGAUGAGUUUCGAUUUCGGGCUGCUACCUCUUUCGAGAUCAAUAGGACUGUAUAG
Molecule: messenger RNA, 423 nt
Organism: Porites evermanni
Lineage: Eukaryota; Metazoa; Cnidaria; Anthozoa; Scleractinia; Poritidae
Source: the annotation of a GenBank genome assembly